CGCCACCAUUGCCGGCAAUUGUCAGAACCCGCAGAAGCUUUCAUCAGAUGAAGAGUGCUGGUGGCUUUCCAGAGAAACGAAAGCUACUGAAUAGACAAGGGCAUCAUGUCGGGGUCACAGCGGCCCGCCAGGAGCCGGAAAACCGUCUCCAAUGGGAUGAAAAAGAUCCACAUCGAUGAGGGAGUCAAAAUAUCCGUGAACGUGGCUCUGGAGAGGUUUCGCUACGGCGACCAGAAAGAGAUGGAGUUUCCUUCGUCCCUGACCAGUACUGAGCGGGCUUUCAUCCAUCGGACGGCUCAGUCUCUGGGAUAUAUCUCCAGGAGCAAAGGGUACAAUGAAAUGAGUAGAGCUGGGGCCUGUACGACGAAGCUGGCUCAACCUAACCUGGAUAUGUUUGAGUUAGCCGGUUGGCCUAAUCCAAAACAUACGCGCUCUCGCUAAACGGUACUAC
Messenger RNA from Gymnodraco acuticeps, 451 nucleotides. RefSeq names its product 3'-5' RNA helicase YTHDC2-like. NCBI's taxonomy places the organism in Eukaryota, Metazoa, Chordata, Actinopteri, Perciformes, Bathydraconidae. The transcript is spliced from 4 exons. The record is from RefSeq and is a predicted model, not a curated record. Gene Ontology annotation, molecular function: nucleic acid binding. Bases 106 to 441 code for a protein of 111 amino acids.